GCAGUGUCCAGACUUUCCACUGUAACUUUGUCAGUAAAUGUCAUGAUGGAGCUGGAGAGCCAAACGACGGCUGGCUCUACCUCCCGCUCCCCUGAUGCGGCUUUUCCAGAAAACCCCAGCGGCUCCUACAUGCCACACACACACCCCAGCAGCUGCUUCAUCCCCAACCGCAUCUUUGUCGGCGGGUUCAACUUCAAGGUUAAUAAGGAUGACCUGAGGCAUAUCUUCUCACAGCAUGGUGCUGUUAAAGAUGUGAAGAUUGUGCUAGAUCACUCAGGAAUGUCAAGAGGAUAUGGGUUUGUCACCUUUGAAACCCCAGACGAUGCACAGAAAAUCCUUCAUGAUGCUGACGGCAUUUACUUCAAAAAUAUGAAGCUCAGCAUUGGCCAGGCAGUACGCAGGCAACAAGCCGUCACACACACCAGCAGUGUGAUGAUGGCCAGCCCGGGCCCCGCCGCGCCCCUACCCAUGCCCUAUGGGCCUCUGUACCUGACCACGCCGUCCGGCUACCCCUACACCUACCACAACGGAGUGGCCUACUUCCACAGCCCGGAAAUGAACCCUCCUGCCCCGCACUGGCCACAGUCUAGUUCAUCAGUGAUGCUCUCCAACCCUCAUCAGCCUGUCUGCCAACAUCAAACCCACCACCACCAGGUUCAGAUUGCGAUGGCCUCUAGCCCGGUAGUGUACAUGCAGCCGUCGGGCCACCUGUACCAGCCCGCCAACAGAGACCUGGCCCAGCCUCCUGUGCCUGUCCCAGAAGGCUCCGCACUGGGGCCAUGGUUUCAUCAAGAAGACAAUACACAGAGGCACAGCUGAUCUAACGUGGUCCACCUCAGUGGCCCAUAUGGAGCCAAAGUAGCAUUGCUGCACCAACCGCCAAGACAACAGCUGUGCACAAGCCUCCAUCCAGCAGAGCCGUCCAUGCCCUAUGUCUAGUAGGCGAGAACUCCCCACAGCUUUUACCAGGGAAUAACCACUCACACACCAGCAGCAGCUCCUCUCCAUUCAUCCACCUGUUCUCCAUCAAGUCCUCUGCCAAGGAUUUAACACUUACAUAUAUCAACUCUUUUAUCUGUAACAGUACAGUUUUAUCACUGGAUGUGUCACUUUUGCAUUGUAAAAUAUUGUGUCAAGUAGAGGGCAGUGAUGGGCAAAUACGCUACACCUGAAUUUAAUAUUCACAAAUGUAUCACCUUCAAGGGUAUCUCCUAUGUGCCAGUUGAAGGUUUUGUAUUUUGACUUAAUACUUUCUUUCAGUCCUAUGCCAUUGCUUUUUUAAAACUCUUUGCUAAAGGUAAAGAAUCUCAAAUUAAUUUCGUGCCCAUUUAAAUUAUGUUGAGUUCAAAGAUAUUACAAAACUGGGAUGUUUUCCCCAUAUUGAAUGAGUCACACUUGUUUGGCAGUUAUAUAUUUUUUCUAUUUACUGGAUAUUUUAUUGUUUUAAACAAGUAUGUUUUAAUUUGUGAUUUUCCCUUUAAUAUUUGUUCAGUGUUUUGACUGUUUCUUGUUCUCAUGUUAUUUUGUGAGCAUUUAUGUAAAUCCUGCCAGACUCUACAGAGAAACACUUUGCGGUGCUUUGAUGGCUCAUAAUUGUGUAUGCAACAAUUUGAUUGUUCAUUUUUAGUCUUAUCUUGAAAGUGGUUUGUACAGGUUAUGUCACUGUUAGCAUCUCAUGUGUCCCAUAAAUUUGUCUCUUCACUAAAACUCAGGGCUUUUUGUCUCAGGCUGUGUGCAAAACACAUGACCUAAACAUGUUAUUUAAAAUUGCUGUCUGGUCAUUUGUUUAGGUUUAAUGGGAAAGUAAUAUGUACUCAUUUUACUUUACAUAGCUAAUACUGCAUGAG
Myripristis murdjan (pinecone soldierfish) is the source of this 1847-nucleotide messenger RNA. Its product is annotated as protein boule-like. The transcript is spliced from 9 exons. Gene Ontology annotation, molecular function: mRNA 3'-UTR binding; translation activator activity. Gene Ontology annotation, biological process: 3'-UTR-mediated mRNA stabilization; positive regulation of translational initiation. NCBI's taxonomy places the organism in Eukaryota, Metazoa, Chordata, Actinopteri, Holocentriformes, Holocentridae. The record is from RefSeq and is a predicted model, not a curated record. Bases 43 to 819 code for a protein of 258 amino acids. Gene Ontology annotation, cellular component: cytoplasm.